Pochonia chlamydosporia 170 is the source of this 1206-nucleotide messenger RNA. Its product is annotated as kinetochore sim4 complex subunit FTA2 domain-containing protein. The transcript has 2 exons. Lineage: Eukaryota; Fungi; Ascomycota; Sordariomycetes; Hypocreales; Clavicipitaceae. The record is from RefSeq and is a predicted model, not a curated record. Bases 1 to 1206 code for a protein of 401 amino acids.
AUGUACCCAGAUUUGUCCGCAUCUGUCGCCGAUUUGGUGCCACUGCCACAUUGCGACGGCCCAAAGUUGAAACCAUUCGAUUUCCAAGGCCCGCAGGAGAUCGAAUUUCUUGACUACAUCGAUGAAGGAAUGCAUGCACAUGUCUUCAAAAUCAGAAUCCUGGGGCAAAUCUACGCGUUGAAACUUUUCAGAUUCGUCUACGAAGGCGAUUGGCUGGGUCCUGAAGACGUCGACCCCGACGAUCUCGAGGCAAUGAGCCUUCUCUACAAUUACUCGGAGCCUUUUAGCUGCGAAUGCCGUGCCUUUGGGCGCAUUCAAGAGGCUGGUCAUGAUGAACUGGCAGUCCGAUGCUUCGGUUACGUGCUUCUAGAUGAGGAACACGAGCGGGCCAUGAUGAAUCAAUUCAGCCACCUUAACCUCAGGUUUGACGGGAAUAUCGAUUUCGCUGGAGGUGAGGAUCUACGCUCGCGCUUUGUGGUCAAAGACAGCAGGCCGCCGCCUAUCCGCGGUAUUGUUAAGGAAUUCGGUCAAGGUUACCAAGAUUUACGGACAAGGGAUGCACGCAGGGUACUCCCAGAUGUUAUUGGACUACACCAGCUCGGCAUAGUCCAAAUCGAUGUGGCACACCGACAACUUAUCAGCGGAAAACUCUGCGACUUUAGUACAGCUCUGACUAUCCUCCAUUUUGCUACAACCCCCGAAUUAAACCCGCGACUUACGCCUGAGUGGAUAUCUGCUAUAGAGUUUGAAACGUUCCAGUUUAGUAUUAACGACUAUUGGGAGUUUGACGAUAUGGUGCGAAUCUGGAACGCGGAGCACGAGAGCAAGAAGAAUAAAAUCUCAGUCUACGCAUUUCCCAACGGGAGUGGUUGUCAAAUCAAGUACAACCUGAGAAGUACGCCAUCUCGGGAGCGUGUCUAUUCGCUCGUUGACCCAAGGCUGUAUAACUGGAGGGCUUCCGACACCAGUCCCAGGAAAAGAGCGAAGCGAGUAUUGGACGGGAAAACAAAGCCAAGUCAAAAGACAAGGGGUACCAGAGGAGCCAGUUCGAUAGCCCGCCGCCUCCCGCUUAACACUAAGCCGCCAAGUUGGUACUUGAAUUGUAAUAACGAAGUGGCGGCGGAACUAAGACGUACAACAAGUUUUAGCAACUUGCUCAAGUGGGAGGUUAGAGAUGGUUUAAUAUUCCCGCUGAAGGCAAGAUAA